AGUUUUCACUUUCUGUCUUCUGAGCCCCCUCCCUUUCUCCUUGUUCACGAGGUUUCACUUCCGGUUGCUGGUACCCGGGGGCUGGAGCGCGGACAGCUUCCCAGCGCCUGCCUUGUCCCCGAAGCUGCUUCCCGCCCGUCAGGCUGAGUGAGGGACCGGAGCGUGCGCGCGCGGCCGGGACACCUGGGUUCGGGAGAGGCGGCAGGGCGAGGGGCCAGGAGGAGAAAGGGACGAGCUGGAAAAGCAUGGGAAGGACACUGAGCCGUGAGCUCCACUCCUCAGAGAAGGCUGUCGCGCCGGGGACAGGGAAAACUCAGGUUUGUGUCUGAGAAUUAUACAGGUAACUAACUAUCCUUGGCCAUCUUAUGGCUAUGACUGCUACGUGGAUGCAGAUACCUACAAAGUUUCUUACAAAAGAAGUCAUUUUUGUGCCUUCAAACUAAGUCACUCAUUACCUCUUUGAACGUUCAGGUGACACUGUUAUUAAAUGACCCAGACAGACCUGUCCUUAUAUAAUUGUAGCUUCUCAGCACAAGGAACCUAAAAGAUGGCAGCACCCACUUAUAAAAGCAUACUUGAGCUUAAUACAAAUGCUCUCGUCUCUCCAUGGAAAGGGCAGUUAAUUAUUCAGGGUUGUUUGCUGUGUGAUAUAACUCUUCGGUCUACUUAUGGCACAGUGGUUCCAGUACAACUGCCCUGGGAAUUAGAUUUUAAGUAUGUUAUGAAAGUGUCUUCUCUGAAAGAAAGCCUACCAGAAGCUGCCUUUAGAAGACAGAAUUACUUGGAGCAGAAAGUCUGUUGUCAAGAUUUAUGCUUUGAUUUAUAUGAAGUUGAAUUGACAAACAAACAAGGAGAAAACAUAGAUAAGCUAAUGGAAUAUGUUAAAAAUAAGGAAUUGGCACUCAUCAAAUGCUUGGAAAAUAGGAGUUUUUUCAUUUUACUUACAUCAUCAGCCUUAACUCCAGAACCAGAUUUUGGAGAUGAGCAGAUGGGUCUACAUGGUUUACAUUUAUUUCAUGCACCUCAAUCAGCAGGAACAAAGGACUUGAAAAUUGAAGAUGGCAUCUCUUUGAAAGUGAUACCUAUUUUACCUGCCCUUAGUUAUGCACUUCUAGAAGCAAAGAAAUCACUUUCUGAAGAAGGAAUUCCUCCAAACAUCUUAGUAAAGCAUAGUUUCCAAGAGCUGUACAAGGUGGACAAAAGCCUUUCUUUGAUGGCUCCUCCUCAAGAUGGAGUGAAAGAUACUGCAUCUACUGGGAAACUGCCCCAUGGUUUUGACUUGCCUCCCCCGCUUGAAACAUGCCCUUCAGAGUCCUUGACUCAUCUGAAGUGUUAUUUUUCAGACCCUACUGGUUAUACUCUCGAUCUCUCUGCUGCUUUGGACUUGUUGGCAGAACAUCCUCAGUUGCCUAGCAUUUCAGAUGGGAUUUGUGAUGCUGGAUUUUCUUUAGUUAUGACACCAGAUCCCGAAUUUCUUGACUCAGAGAUGGGAAUAAGAAAAGAAACUGAAACAGCAGAAAAGUCUGGGAGAACAUUGAAAGUGAAGAAAAAAGCUGUGAUUCCAUCUUCCAGUCAGAGAGUUCAGCCAAAGAGGAAGGCUAGCACAUCAGCUGUUACACUGCCAAGAAAGCGGGUGAGCCUGGGCCGCCCCACUUCUAAAAGAACUGCACCCAGAACAGACAACAGGUCAUGCAACCCAACUCUAAAGCUAGUUAAAGGGCAGUUUCCUCAGAGGAGAAAAAGAGGUGCAGAAGUGCUGACUGCACAAAUUGUACAGAAAACCAGAAUAGAGAGAAAAAAACAAGAAGCUUCUGUAUCUAAAGAUGUUUCAGUGCCUACAAAUGCUAAAAGGGCAAAGAAGCAAGAAAAGUCUCCAGGUAGAGUUGCGUCACGGCCUAAGCCACCUGUGAAAAAAUCUCCACAAAAACGGAAGGUAAAUGUAGCAAGAGGCCGUCGGAAUACCAAAGUCAGAAAGCAGCUCCAACCUGCCGAAAAAGAAAUUGCUUUACAUCUUCAAUCAGAAAUUUCAUCAGAUGGUCAAAAAGAUGAACUUAACCCAAAUACAUCUCAACAAGAAAGUGUUGCAAAGAUUCCUAAAGGUCCUCCUGAACACUCAAUUAUCAGCUGUGACUCCCAGGCCCUAAAUAUGUUAGCUGAUCUGGCAUUAAGCUCUGCUGCUGCUUCUAUACCAUCUUGUAAGCUCAGGAACCUUCCCUGCUUCUCUGAAUUGCCACAAAACAAUGUUUUACUCACUAAAGAAAAUUCCUUGCAUGGUGCCUCUGACCAUGAAUAUCAUAAGGGAGUUAAAAGUCAAAAAGCUGUACUACUACCUAAACCAUACUCUAAUGAGAUUAGUUCACAGUCAGACUUGACUCAUAGCCAAGAAGAAAACUCGGUACCUUGUGCUCAGCCCCUUGCUGUUGCCCAGCCAGCAUCCCAUGAGGAAGCUCGAGAAUUCUCAGAUGCAAGUCAAAACUCUGUUGUUGUGGAACAUUCCUAUGCCUUGCUCCUUGCUGAGCAGUCAAAGAAACAUCUGCAUCAGAGAAAGCUACCAAGCCCUGCUUUUGUAAAGAAUGGGACAAAAGGCCCUGAAGCUGGAACACCUAUAGGAAAGGUCAUGCCAUUUCGGCACCUACAGAACACCUCCCCUCUACAAAAGCAUUCUGAAGAUUCAUUGACUAAGCGCAAAAGUCUGUUUGUAUCUUCGAGCCUUAAAGAGUUUUUUUGCUCUCAUACUGUUCUUAGUUGUGAUGGCUCCUUUAAGAUUACUUUCAAAUGUGAAGGAGAGUAUAUAUUCAGCUUAGAUAGCAAAUACACCAGCAACCCAUUGGAGAAAACUGUUGUGAGAGCAUUGCAUGGACCCUGGAAUAAUGAUUUACCUGAAAAUAUGGAAGAUGUGAAGCUUUUACUUCAUAUAUGGGUAGCUCUGUUCUACAGCAAAAAGAACAAAGCCAUCGGGUCACCUCGAAAGGUAGUAGAACACAAAAACCCAGCAAAAUACGUAUGCAUAAAUAGGUCUUUAGAAUCUUUGGAUCACAGUGAAAUUGAGGAGUUUUCCAAUAUGGAAAGACCCUCUGUUGGAGGGUCUAUAGACCCUCUGUUGGAGACUAAGGAAACAAACAUUGGUCAUGCCACCAAUAUGACCUUUCCUGGACCUAACUGCGUGCUUCCUUUCAUUAAUCCACCAACUACCAGAGACUUGGAACUCUGUGUACAGAAUGACCAGAAAGAAGUAUUUACAGAGGAGUGUCACCUGGAUACUUCAGGAAACCAGAAUUUCAUCUAUUCUUGUAAUACUGAGGUAACUGGAUGUAAAGUCAAACAAGAAUUAUCAGAUAAAAUAGAGACUUCUAAUGUUGUGCUUUCUGGUGUUAUAAGUGCCCAAAGUAAUGGAACUUGUAUUCCCAGUGAAGAUAAAACCUGUCAGAGCACAAAGAUGGUUUCUUAUAAUGACUCUGUCACACAAGCCACCUUGACCACAGCUUACGAUGGGGCCAGCAGUGAGUCAAUGUGUCAGAAGUCUGUGUUUGACAACCUUGAGAACAAAGUUGAUACUUGUCACCCAUCACUGCUGAUAAAAACAGGUGCUGUACAGGAUGUUAUCCAACAUAGCAGCCUCAUAAAUAACAAAUGUCAGCCUUCCAUGGAAAGGAGGGAUGAUAAUGUGGAAUGUAUGAUGGUUAAUCUUGAGCCAGUUACUCUUGCUUUUGAAAAAAAUGCCAAUGUACCAAUACGUACAGAAGUAAAUACAACUGACAAACCUACAGACUUUAAUACCGAGUUGGUUAAACAAGUAUCCCCUGCCUUGAGUAUUCAGUGUCCUGUGUCUGCAUUAGAAAAGGUACAAACACAAAGUCCUAGAGAUGUUCCUUCUCUUGCUAUGUCAGAGUAUAAAGAUAGUAAGUGCCUUUCAGCCUCUUCAAUUAAAAAGGAAACACCUCCUGAGAGCCUGUAUCUAUUACAGAAAGAGAUUUCUCCUCUGACAUCAUCAGCUGAUAAAGGAUUAAUAAUGGAGGCAUUCUCAUUAGUUAAAAGUUCUAGUUAUUUGUUAGCCAGUGAUAAAACAAAGUACCCACUAGAUGCCUCUUUAAAGUCUCAGAAUGGCUUGAGCAUGUCUUUAGAUGAGGUUCUAGAACCAUCACAAGUUAAAGUAGUCUCAUCAACCUCUGUCGCCUUGAGGGAACAACAGUCCCCUAAUUGUAUUCCAGAGAUGAGUGAUGUAGCAGGUGGCUCUUCAGAAAUAAUCAAUAGUGACAACAGUAGUCUAAACCAAGAAAAGAUUUUGCAAACAUUUAGUUCAGUAUUUCCCAAACAAACUGACCUCUCACUGAAUAGGGAAGAAGUUAGCAUGGAGUUGUCAGGGGAAGAUGCUGAUAUUGAUCUAACUCUAACAAUAUUACCACCUACAAGCCUCAGUGAGGAGAGAGCAGCUGGUGAAAUUGAACAAUUGCAGGGGGCCCCAGUAGCAAAUGAAAGACAACAGAGUAGAUCUGAAGAAAUGGUUGAACCAGAACAGGAGAAACUCAUAAAAAAAGAAACAAAUACAGCUAGCUGUAUGUCAGUGUAUCCUGUGGAAUCUAGAGAACUAUUAAAAAAUUGUUCCCCCGAGGUUGCAGAGAAAGUUAAUGUCACCUCGGACUUUUCGUUUGGACCGCUAAUAGAAGUGUCACCAGCCACAAGUCCUGAUCCCAUAGUACAGACUGGAGACAGACAAUCAUCUCCAUGUUGUUUAAAACUCUGUGGCUUACAGUCUGAGAAAACUAACAAGUUCUCCAAGAUUAAGUCAGGAGAUGUACCAGAAAAAGAAAGUCUUGUUGGUCCUAACAGUCCAAAAGGACAAGAUAAGUUAGCUCAAGUACAAGUGCAGCUCUCAGCUGAUACAGAAGUAGAAGGCAGAGUUACGGUGCCUGGUAAAGUAACUGAGGUCAGUGUCCCCAGUGAGCAUAAUGAGAAUUUAUCUUUCUUAGAAAAGGUACAGUGCUAUGAUACAGAGUUAAAUAAGCCUAUCUCACCUGCCAGUUUUAAGCCUCUUGAGAAACCUGUAAAAUCAGGAAAUUUAUUGGAGGCAGAUUGUAUGGAGAACAGAAACAUGGACAUAAAACACCUUGCCUUGGAGUCCAGUGUACCCUCAGGUUGUCCUAGAAAAGCUGUUGAAAAUAAAUCUUUGACUGAAACCAUUGAGAAAAAUGUCUGUGACAGUGAUGUGAAAACAGAAGCUGAUAGUAAUAUGCAGGCUGGGGCAGUAGACUCUGCCUCCAUUGACAAUACUGGUGUUCAGACAUACUUUCAUCCAGACGUCUCAAAGUUCGUUUCUUCCUCUGACAGUGCUCAGUGCACCUAUUAUACAAAACCAGUAAGUGUAGAGCCAGGGUUUCAAACACAGGAAAUACCAGUAGUAAGAAUGGCCAGCUUACUUAAGAAUAUUGGAACUGAAUUACAUGAAGAAAGGAUGGAUCUCGGUGCUACUGGCCUUCAGUCUAACUCCAUGUCUACAAAAGAUGAACAAAAGACAAUUCAUAUGCUGCAGGACACAAUAUGUGAAGUAAAAGAGUUCUUGAAUGGUGAUGUUUUCUCCCAGAAUGCUCAUUCUUGCCAAAAUACAGUAGACUUCAGUGAAAGUAUCAGCGAAGCGCCUUCUGCUUCCUUAGUCCCAGAAUUUGUUGACUCUGUUUGUGAUGUCUACAAAGAACAUACUUUCAGUGAAAGCCCUAGCAUGGGACAUGAAACUAAGGCAGAUGCUGAAACAAUAUGCAGGGAUACAGAGAUGAGUGUAAAUGCUUCCAUGUGCUGUGGACCAUGUUCUGGAGACUGUGUUCAGGAGUCUCUUGAUUGUAAAAACUGCAAGUUUGAUGUGGAGAAUUUGAGAGGUAAUCACACAGCUACAAAAGAUGCUGUAAAAGAUAUCUGUGACUCAUUCACAAGCUUAAACAACAGUGAUGACACCUGGGCCUGCUCUAGCAAAAUUUCAGCACUUGAGACACACAUCCCACCCAGAAACCAGGAAAUGGAACCACGUCCUAUCUCACCAAAUAGUAAGUGUAUGCCACGCUACAUCCAGAUCCCAGAUUCCCAUGGUAUCCCCAAGACUUAUGCUAACUUUACUAUAACAAAAGAGUUCAAAGAUACCAAAAGAAGGUUGCAUAACCUGAAGAGGCAUCGGAGUGCAAACUGCAACCUCCUCAGCUCCUGGACUAGCACCUGGCAUGUGACAGAUGACCUUACUCAGAAUACAUUAGACCUAGAGUACUUGCGUUUUGAUCAUAAGCUAAAACAAAUAAUAAAGAAUGAAGAUUCUCAGCAAUCUUCCCCUUCCAACAACAUCUUACCUAAGGAAUCACUCAUCCAAAUCUUGAUUGGAACAUCCCCCUCCACACAAACAUCUGAGGCCUCAGGUCUACAUCUUCCACCCAAGAGCAGAAGCCCCAUUCUGGUGACAGUUGUCCACUCAGACACCAGACAGCAGAGUCAUCAUAGAAGAAGCUACUCACCCAGCAGUCUAGACGACUCUUCCUCUUUUUGGAAGGAAAAAUGUAGUCAAAGUACAAAUCUUAAAAAUUCUGAAGGAAUUCAGACUGUUCCAUUCCACCUCAAUAAACUGAAAUACAACAGUACUUUAAAAGAAUCUAGAAAUGAUAUUUCACUUAUUCUAAAUGAAUAUGCUGAAUUUAAUAAGAUAAUGAUGAAUAGCAACCAAACUGUUUCCCAAGAUAAAGAGUUAAAUGUAGCUUCUGCAGAAGCUGUGUCCCAGGAGACAUACCAGCCAAAACAGUCGACAUCCUACAAAGAUGUGAUCACAGACUUGUGUGCCACUCUGCAUGUCAAACUAAAAGGAGUUGUGAGAGAGGCUUGUAAGAGCCCUUUCUGGUUCUACCUCGUUGAAACAGAAGAUAAGUCAUUCUUUUUAAGGACAAAGAGCAUUCUAAAGAAAGGAGGUCAUACAGAAAUUGAACUGCUGGAUUUCUGUCAAGCUUUUCACAGAGAAAAUGAGACACUAUUAGUUAUCAUUAAAAAUGAAGACAUGAUUUCACAUUUGCAUCAAAUUCCUUCUUUACUGAAGCUAAAGCAUUUUCCCAGUGUCAUCUUUGCUGGAGUGGACAGUCCUGAAGACAUUCUGAAUGACACCUACCAAGAACUGUUUCGAUCAGGCGGCUUUGUGGUAUCAGAUGAUGUCAUACUAGAAAGUUUAACAUUAGUUCAACUGAAGGAAAUUCUCAAAAUUCUAGAAAAAUUAAAUGAAAAUGGCAGAUGGAAGUGGCUGCUUCACUACAGAGAAAAUAAAAAGCUCAAGGAAGAUGUCAGGGUAGAUUCAAUUGCACGUAAAAAGAAUUUAAUUCUAAAGUCCUAUCAGAGUGUAAGUAUCAUCGAUUUACUUCAUUAUCACAACUGUGAUUCUCCGUCAUCAACAAAAGCUGAAAUUUUGAAAUGCUUGUUAAACCUGCAAAUUCAACAUAUCAGUGCCAGGUUUGCUGUCUUCCUAACAGACAAGCCCACAAUCUCCACAGAAAUCUUUGAAAAUAAUGGAAUCCUUGUUACAGAUGUAAACUACUUCACUGAAAAUAUACAAAAGAUAGCAGCUCCAUUUAGGAGUAGCUAUUGGUGAUUUUGGAGUUGAGACUAGACAUGGAGUGUGCCAACAAGAAAUUCGUGUUUUCCUGUGUCUAAAAAACUCCAAAUACAUUCAGGCAACUCUCAUUUAAAUAAUCAAUGUUUUGUUUCUCAUACUUUGCUGUAAUGUCUGAUUUCAUCAUGGAUAGUUAGCUUUGGGUUAUAAUGUUGAAUAUUGUAAAUUAUUUUCAACCUAAACAUAAUGCAUUCAAGACUAUUAACUGAGCUAAAUAUUAAAACUUGAGACCCUCACGUUUAUGUGGCUAAAGCUAAGUCUAUUUUGACAAACAGCUGUUUUUGCGUGUAGUCAGAGGCUUAUGAACAUGUGCAUGUUUCAGAGGUUUUACCACAUUGUAGAAAAUAUAAAUCUGUAAUGGUUGUUUGCUGUUACAUAAGAAACACUACAUAGACAAAUUUUUUUCAUAAAUGACAAAUUUUUACACUUUUACACUUGGGUUUUUUAAUGCUGCACUACAAAAAAUCAAUUGAGGAAGAAAUCCUUUAUUUAUGAUAUUUCUUAAAUCUUUAAAAUACAAACAAGAAAAAAACCAUUUGUAUACUAUUUGAAACAAAGGCUUUAUACCUAGUUUGGGGUUUUUAUUUUGUUGUUUUGUGUUUUUUUUUUUUUUUUUAAAUAAAGACACUGAAAAUACAAUCAUUUGUAGUCUGUGUACAAUGUCUUAGCAAGGUUUAGGCCAUCACCAGAAUACUUCUAAGGAAGAAUCCUACUAGACCUUAUUGCCCUUUAGUAACUAACUCUUGGUCUUUGGUUCCUAAAGGUAUACAUGGUGCAGAAAGGAAAGCAUUAACUUGCUCUCAGCAGAGUUGAGGUCACAAGGAAGGAAAACACCAGGGUAAUGCCAAUCUUAGUGAUCUUUACUUUCUGACCUCUACCUAUUUGAGCAUGUUAACCUCCACGUCUUAUGACUACUAUCCCUUCCCUGCUGUGGGGGACUACACUCAAACCAUGAAACACAGGUUGCUUCUUGUACAGUAUUUGGUGAUAGAAGGGUGGGGGGAGCACAACUACUAAGAUCACCGAUGAGCAUGGUAGCUAAUGAAAUGCAACUAAUAAACUGAAGCCAGGAAAUGGUGCCCAUCCAAAAUCUUUGUGCACAGCAAUUGUUCUGUAGUCUUCAUACGCAGGACAUAGACACACACCAAAAGUGGUUUCCAGAAUUUGGCUUUAUUUUGCAGUACAGAAAUCAUUUGGAGCCACUUUGGAACAGACGUCAUUGAAAAUGAGGCUCUGUCAAAUCAAUACUGCAUUGCAGCUUGGUCCAUUGAAGAAGCCAUACCUGGGAUAAAAGGUGCUUCUAUAUUUUUACCUGCUUUACCUUAAGGUUCCUUUCCCUUUCUCAGCAAUUGUAGGUUGAAAUACCACAUACUGGCUUCCUCCGAUUCCCUAAGUCUGAAGUUUGGUUAAAAGUUUAUACCCACAUAAACAAAACAUGUGGCUCUCCUAUUUGUGCCCUGCUGUAAUACUUGACAUAACAAAAUAGAGAAAACUUUGAACGUUUUCAGAAACCAAAGGAUUUUCAAUUUAGACUCCCAAUAUCAGGAUGGCACAAAUUGUAUGGAUCCAGCUCUUGGGCAACGUCACACAAUCGCAAAGGCUACACUGAUUAAAAGAUACAAGUACUGUAUCGAGUUCUCUGUUUCGAUAUUUUGUUUAGCAGCUCCUUCACUAGAA
Arvicanthis niloticus (Nile rat) is the source of this 9298-nucleotide messenger RNA. RefSeq names its product transcription activation suppressor family member 2 (gene Tasor2). Gene Ontology annotation, biological process: negative regulation of gene expression, epigenetic. Gene Ontology annotation, cellular component: nucleoplasm. NCBI's taxonomy places the organism in Eukaryota, Metazoa, Chordata, Mammalia, Rodentia, Muridae. The record is from RefSeq and is a predicted model, not a curated record.